GGGAAAUGUUAUUUGUAUAGUUGGUUGCGUGUUUUUAUUUUUGUUCAAUACUGAGUCCAAACGUCAAAAAAGUAAGGUUACCCAAAUGUCACGUCAUUAGUGGUUGUUGUGUUAUCAUUCAAUAAUAAUAUUCCCUGACGUGGAAUGAUAACUUAAGUAUUUAUUUUGUAUGGGUAUGCACAGAGUGGGAUAAAAAUGCAUUGUUUGGCAUUUUUGCUGGUCCCUCUUGCUGUGUGGGGGCACGACAUUAAGGGGUUUGACGAUACUGUGUUGUUUGACAUACACUGGCCAGGUGACAGCGUAGAAAACGUAGAUUUGGGCGAUCCUGAAGAUAUGAUUGUUGUGAGUUCCCAUCAGGAGAAGUACCGAUGUGUUUUACCCAACAUUCAGGAGAAGGAGAGUACUAGUGAAGAGAAGUACGAAGGGCCUACAGCUUUCGAGCUAAUUUCGCCCUUGUUUAUUCAGAGUUCUUGUACUUAUCGACUGGAGUCGUAUUGGACCUAUGAAGUCUGCCACGGCCGCUUCAUCCGCCAAUACCACGAAGACCGCGAAGGCAAAAAGGUCAAGCUCCAAGAAUACACCCUCGGCCGCUGGGACGAAAAACUCUACGAGAAAAAACUGGCCGAGGCGAAAGAGGCCGAAAAGGACAAAAACGCGCUAAUCCCCGUCAAAAAAAUCGACAACGUCAACCUGCCCUACGUGGAAAUCCUCAUGGGCAACGGCACCCAGUGCGACCUCAACCAAAACCGACCCCGCCAAACCCGCGUCCUCUACGUCUGCUACGUCCACGGCAAGCACGAAGUCUACUCUCUCAAAGAAACCUCCACCUGCCAGUACGAGAUCAUCAUCCUGUCACCCCUCGUCUGCGCCCACCCCAAGUACAAGCCCAAGGAAACCGGCGAGAACAAAAUCAACUGCAUGCCUGUGGGGGAACACCCGCAGCGUCCGUACAACCUCAUGAAGAUGAAAGUGGAAAGCACGAAACUCCGGCGCAAAUCCGACCUAGACAGGAUCAAAAUCGAGUUCGUACCGCCGCCGGAGUUCUCCGAGAAGGAGGAGACCACCAAAGCACCCGAAAGCAAGCCGCAGGAUACUUCUCCGGUGGAGAGUUUCCUGGCGGGGAAGAACUGCCUGACGGGAGGAACGGGCUGGUGGAGGUACGAGUUCUGCUACGGGAAGUCCGUGGAGCAGUACCACAUCGAGAAGGACGGGUCCAAGAUCACGAUCAAGUUAGGGACCUUCAACAAGAAGAAGCACUUGGAGUGGAUGGAGAAGCACCCUCACAAGAGGCCGAAGCCGCUGGCGCAGAGGAACCAGCUGUCGCACUUCUACUCAGACGGUACUGUGUGCGACAAGACGGAGAAGCCGAGGCAGACUGAGGUGAAAUUGAAGUGCUUGGAGGACACUUCGAAUUUGAAUACGGUGUCGUUGUAUUUGUUGGAGCCGAAGUACUGUGAGUAUAUUCUGGGGGUGGAGUCGCCGCUGGUGUGCGACAUUCUGGCUAGGGCUGACGAGAACGGACUCGUUGACGUGGGGGACGACGAGGGGGUGUUUGAGAGCGAAGUACCGACUGUGAACAUUAGGUUGUGAGUGUGGAAUUUGUUGAAUAAAGUUUUUUGGAAAA
Molecule: messenger RNA, 1624 nt
Organism: Zophobas morio
Lineage: Eukaryota; Metazoa; Arthropoda; Insecta; Coleoptera; Tenebrionidae
Product: endoplasmic reticulum lectin 1
Exons: 2
Coding region: 196-1590 (464 amino acids)
Biological process (GO): retrograde protein transport, ER to cytosol; endoplasmic reticulum unfolded protein response
Cellular component (GO): endoplasmic reticulum lumen
Source: RefSeq, a predicted model, not a curated record